UCUUGUUGGUCUUCACAUUUUUUUGAGAUUUUUUCACAUCCAAACCCCUUGCCGGCAGCAAUGGCACGUCCCAUCCAAGAGAUUGCUCCAAUCUUUGGCCUUCCCCUGGACGGAUGGACUGUGGCUUCAACGUAUACCACGAGUCAUGGGAAGGAGAUGAAGCUGGAAAUCAGACACUUCCAAGACAGUGAGGACGAUGACACUCAUACAGUGCUGCACAUCGGCGAAUACCAACUCCGGGACGACGAUGAGAAGAACCGCGACUUCGCCAACCGGACAUUCUCAAUGAAAGGCCCUGAAGGCGAAGUAAGCUAUGGUGACAAGCGCUGUCGAGGUUCCUACUGGAAUCACCCUUUCAUGUGGAAAAAAGGAAGUGCGAAAGAACUUGGAGAAAUGCUGAUGACUUUGGCAGACAGCGAGGAAGUCACUGUGGAGGAGCUCAUUUCAGCACUGCCAUGGCAGUUCAACUAGUUCUUGAAGCUGUCUGAGGUGAAAGCUGACGACUAAGCUGAGCCGCGGAUUUGUACAGCUUGCCGCAUCGACAAAA
This is a messenger RNA of Cladocopium goreaui, 547 nucleotides long. NCBI's taxonomy places the organism in Eukaryota, Dinophyceae, Suessiales, Symbiodiniaceae. The record is from the annotation of a GenBank genome assembly.